Molecule: messenger RNA, 1862 nt
Organism: Hevea brasiliensis (rubber tree)
Lineage: Eukaryota; Viridiplantae; Streptophyta; Magnoliopsida; Malpighiales; Euphorbiaceae
Product: probable membrane-associated kinase regulator 4
Exons: 1
Coding region: 253-1353 (366 amino acids)
Cellular component (GO): plasma membrane
Molecular function (GO): kinase inhibitor activity
Source: RefSeq, a predicted model, not a curated record
AAAAAAUACAGAAAUGGACCACUAGUCCAUCCCCCAUAAUGUUUUUCAGAAAAUUCCAAAAUUCUGACAAUGUUUUCCAGGACUUAGAACAUCACCUCACACUAAUUAAAUCCUGCACUUCCCUUCAUUUCCCCCCCUCGCUAAGCCCAGCUUUCCAUAAGCUAUUCCUCACAGAUACCCACAAAGAGAAGUAGAGAGAGAGAGAGAGAGAGAGAGAACUCUGCCUUAACAAUACAGUGAGAGUUGCUAGAAAUGGCAGUGAACAUAUCAUAUGAUCAGGCAGAUGAUGACUUCAUUGACAUGGAAGUUAGCUCAUACUCCAACUUUCUGUGUCACCCCAGAAGCUCUACUCCACAAGCAAGAGAGUUUGAGUUUCAAAUGUCUUCAAUUUCACUUGAUAUAGAUACCACAACUUCUCCUGCUGAUGAGCUCUUUUACAAAGGAAAGCUACUUCCACUUCACCUCCCUCCUCGUCUGCAAAUGGUUGAAAAGCUCCUGGAAUACUCCAACUCUCCCUUUGAUUGCAGGAAAGAUACCUUUGAAGAAUUCUUUAGCCCCCAAUUAAUGACCACUGCAACAACACCAACUACAACCAGUACCCCAUUUGAAUCCUGCAAUAUCUCACCUUCUGAAUCUUGUCGAGUUAGUCGAGAGCUAAAUCCUGGAGAUUUCUUUUUUGAGUACUCAAAUGAAGAAAGUGAUUUCGUUGGUGAAAUCAGAAAGAAGUCUUGGACCAAAAAGCUUAAGCAAAUCAAGCAAUCCUCGCUUAGUUCAAAGUUGAAGGCUUCCAGGGCUUAUCUCAAAUCUUUCUUCGGUAAAUCUGGCUGCUCAGAUGAUUCCUGUACAGCAGCAUCAAGAGUUGCAGACGAAGGAAUUGUUUCUAAAGCCAACAAAGAGUCUCUGAACAAAUUGGAGAAGGCAUCAAGAAAAGUCCCUUUUGGACAAAUUCAGAAGGAAAAAUCCCAAAUACCAACAACUUGUGUCCGCAAUGUUAACAAACAGAAGAUCAGUACUGAUGAUGGAAACAGUCGCCUUCACAGGAGAUCAUUCUCCAUGGCUAUCAAACGUCAUUCUACAAACAAGUCUUCAUCAUCUUCAUCAUCAUCUGGCUCUUCAUCAUCUUCAGGCUCAACAAAUACAAAUGACUUUUAUGGGCUGCCAUUUCUAAAGAGAUGCAGCAGUGUAAAUUUAGAGGUUGAGAAUCCAAUUCAAGAAGCAAUUGCACAUUGCAAGCAGUCUCAGCAGUCGAUAUUCCCAAGAAAGACAGCAACAGAAGUUGGGUUUUACUCAUUGUCAACUUCCAAAAUUGCUAUUUGUGAAGAGCAAGAAAAAACUGAACUUUGCAGAGGCUGAACUUCAAUAAACAGUAAAAAAAAAAAGAAAGAAAAAGAAAAGAAAAAAAAAAGCAGAACAGUAAUUAGAUUGGCUUUUCAUAUGCUUUUUUUUCCCUCUUCCAUUAAUUUGAUAUUGUGCAUCCUUUUGCUCAGGGCAUGGGUUAGAGCUUUUAAUGCCAGUAUUUACCUGUUAGAUCAGAAAAUUCUGUGGAAGUUCAUUAAAAUUUCCAGCAAAGUCCCCUCUUCUCCAGAUCCCUCUUCUCCAGACUAAGGCAUAAUGAGUGCUAGAAUCUGAGAAUUUGAAUGCUUGUAACGAGUACUAGAACCAAACUGAAAUCGGCUCGGUUAGUAAUGAUAAGCUAUUCGAUUAUUUGGUUUUGCCGGUUCAGUUCCUCUGAAUGCUCAACCCUAUUAGAAUGGAAUGAAUACUUUCUAACAAGAAAUUUAUGAAGUUCAAAUCAACAAGCAUUCAAAUUCUCAGAUACUUGAUGGGUAGAAGUCAUUUUACAAGGCAAGAAAGUGGCAGAA